Messenger RNA from Erythranthe guttata (spotted monkey flower), 711 nucleotides. RefSeq lists its product as uncharacterized. Gene Ontology annotation, cellular component: photosystem II; membrane. Gene Ontology annotation, biological process: photosynthesis. The record is from RefSeq and is a predicted model, not a curated record. NCBI's taxonomy places the organism in Eukaryota, Viridiplantae, Streptophyta, Magnoliopsida, Lamiales, Phrymaceae.
ACGAAGAUGAGAAGCUGCCACGUGGCAACCAACCUCUGGAUACGCCUCCUAUUUUCCACCUCUCAAAAAAUAACACCAUAUUCAUUUAACCUUCCUUCACUGCAACUCCAUCAAAUCUUUCUUCCACACACUAUUACACACACUCACACACUAAAAUGGCCUCAACCUCCGCAGUAUCCAUGGCGAUGCCGCUGUCACGCGCCACCCAAAAGAGGCAAACCCCAUCCGCCGAUGCUUUCUUCAAGCCACUGCCGGCGAGGCUAUCCUCAUCCAAGGGCGGCGCCGCCGCCGUGUCGAAGUCCGCCGGGAAAUUCGCAGUCAGGGCUUCGUUGAAGGAGAAGGUCGUCACGGGACUGACGGCCGCCGCGCUGACCGCUUCCAUGGUCGUCCCCGACGUGGCGGAGGCGGCCAGCGGCGUGUCGCCGUCGCUCAACAAUUUCUUGCUCAGCAUCGCCGCCGGCGGGAUUGUGCUGACGGGCAUCAUCGGAGUGGUGGUCGGAGUUUCCAACUUUGAUCCCGUCAAUCGGGCCUGAUCAUGAUCGAGUCUCGGCAUGGUGUUUCUGUGUGUGUUUUUAGUAUGUGUAUCUAUCUAUCCAACGUUUUUCCAGCCCUGUUAAAUUUAUGAUUUCUUCUGUCAGCUUUGAUUCUUCCAUGAAGAUGUCUGAAACAGUAUCUUAGUCCUAAAUUUCAGGUCUUCUUUUAUUACAUGUA